AUGUGUGAAUAUAGUUCAUGUACUUCGCUGUCUUGUCGACUUUAGAAGGAACUAUUUGGUAUUUUGCGUUCAUAUUUCGGGAAACUUGCUUCGGAGACUUAAUUACGCAGGUGUUCUGCUAGCAUGGCGAACAUUGCGGUCGACAAAGAUGCAUUUUACCGGCGAAUGAAGAAAAUAUAUACUGAAUGGGAGAAUGAAGAGGAGAACAGCAAGCUGUACUCGUUGGAUGCUAUUGCUUCAGCCGUAGGUGUGGAUGAGGAUAUAGUGUAUGCCAAAUCAACUGCUCUUCAGACAUGGCUGUUUGGGUACGAGCUGACCGACACCAUCAUGGUGCUCUGCAAGGAACACAUCUACUUCCUGGCCAGCAAGAAGAAGGUGGAGUUCCUGCGUCAGGUCGCUUCAAACCGAGAGAAGGAGAACCAGAACGGAGUGCCACAGAUCACUCUCAUGACCAGGGAGAAAGGAGACUCCAACAAAGCGAACUUUGAGAAACUGGUGACAGCUAUCAAGGGGAGCAAGGAGGGCGCGAAACUUGGUACAUUCCAGAAGGACAAGUUUCCCGGUGAUUUCAUGGAGGGAUGGAGGACAGCGCUCUCCAACGGAGGCUUCCAACAGGUCGACAUCAGCCCUGACUUUGCUCGGAUGAUGGCCGUAAAGGAAGAGAAAGAGAUCAACAUGAUCAAGAAAGCAUGUCAGGUGACCUGCGAUGUCUUCACAAAGAAACUCAAGGAGGACAUCAUGGAGAUCGUUGAUGCUGACAAGAAAGUGAGACACAACAAGCUUGCAGAGAGCUUAGAGCAGGCCUUGGAAGAGAAGAAGUACUUGGGUGGUGUGGAUCCUUCACAGGUUGAGAUGUGUUACCCACCCAUCAUUCAGAGUGGUGGCAUCUACAAUCUCAAGUUUAGUGUGGUCAGUGAUGAACACAAGAUGCACUUUGGAGCCAUCACAUGUUCCAUGGGGGUGAGGUACAAGUCCUACUGCUCCAACAUCGUGCGCACCAUCCUGGUGGAUCCCACGGAGGAGCAACAGCAGAACUAUCAGCUCCUGCUGGAGGUGGAGGAGGCAAUACUCCAGGAGCUCAAACCAGGUGUGAAGGCAUGCGAUGUGUUCCAUGCCGCGGUCAACCUAGUCAAGGAAAAGAAUUCCAAACUGGUUGGGAACCUCACAAAGAAUGCUGGAUUCUUGACCGGAAUUGAGUUCCGUGAAGGCACGAUGGUCCUCAAUGCCAAGACGGAGGAGACGGUCAAGAAGGGUAUGGUGUUCAGCAUCAACGUCGGUUUCUCCAACCUGGACAACUCUGCAGGGAAGGAUUCCACAAGCAAAAAGUACGCCCUCUUUAUCGGAGACACAGUCAUGGUGAACGAGGAGGGGGCUGCCAAAUUAUUGACCCCUGUUAAGAAGAAAGUCAAGAAUAUCGGUAUUUUCCUCAAGGGAGAAGAUGAGCAAGAGGAAGACAAGGAGGUCCAGAAGAAGGAGCAGGAACAACUCCUUGGUAAGGGAAUGAGGAGAGCCGUGCUGGAGAGCAAACUUAGGACGGAGACUUCGACAGAAGAUAAACGUAAACAGCGCCAGCGGGAGUUGGCCGGAGAAAUGAACGCGGAAGCUAGACAGAGGUUAGCUCAGUCUAAGGAUACGAAGAGUGAAGUCAAGAUGCAGAAAUCUAGCGUUGCCUAUAAGAACCUGUCACAGAUGCCAAGAGAGCCCGACAUCAGGAAACUCCGCCUCUUCGUCGACAAGAAAUAUGAAUCGGUUAUCCUGCCUGUCUUCGGGAUAGCCACACCCUUCCACAUAUCUGCUAUCAAGAACAUAAGUCAGAGUGUUGAGGGUAACUACACCUAUCUCCGUAUCAACUUCCAUCAUCCUGGCAGCACUAUGGGGAAAACCGAAGGGAACAUCUUCAUUAACCCUGAGGCUACAUUCAUCAAAGAACUGACGUACAGGAGUUCAAACACCAAGAAUCCCGGCGAGUCCACCAUUCCAUCAGCUAACCUCAACCUGGCAUUCCGUCUCAUCAAAGAUGUCCAGAAGAAAUUCAAGACAUUAGAGGCCGAGAAGAGGGAAAAGGAGGGUAUUGUGAAACAAGACAAGCUAGUCGUCAACCCAAACCGAGGCAACCCCAAGCUGAAGGAUCUUUACAUCAGACCAAACAUUGUUCAGAAGAGAAUGCAGGGCUCACUAGAGGCACACGUCAACGGUUUCCGUUACACCUCAAUGCGAGGAGACAAAGUUGAUAUCCUGUACAACAACAUCAAACACGCCAUCUUCCAGCCUUGUGACGGAGAGAUGAUCAUCGUCCUUCACUUUCACCUCAAGAAUGCUAUCUUGUUUUCAAACAAACGUCACCUUGACAUCCAAGUGUAUACUGAAGUGGGAGAGAUCACCACCGAUCUUCUCAAGCAUCAUAACAUCCACGACAGAGACGACAUCGCCAGUGAACAGGCUGAGAGGGAGUUGAGACACAAGCUCAAGUCUGCCUUCAAGAACUUCAUCGAGAAGGUCGAGAGCCAGACCAAAGGAGACAUCGAGUUUGAGGUUCCAUUCCGAGACCUGGGCUUCCCUGCUGUACCACAUCGGAGCACCGUUCUCCUCCAACCCACCAGCAGCUGUAUCAUCAACGUCACCGAAUGGCCUCCUUUUGUGAUCUCCUUAGACGAGGUGCAGCUGGUCCACUUUGAGAGAGUCCAGUUCCACAUCAAGAACUUUGACAUGCUCUUCAUCUUCAAGGACUACGCCCGUAAGGUUGCCAUGGUGAAUGCCAUUCCAAUGAACCUUCUGGACCAGGUCAAGGAUUGGCUCAAUUCAUGUGACAUCAAGUAUACAGAGGGUGUCCAGUCUCUCAAUUGGCCUAAGAUCAUGAAAACCAUCGUGGAUGAUCCUGAAGGAUUCUUUGAAGGAGGAGGAUGGAGUUUCUUGGAGCCAGAGUCGGAGAAUGAGGAGGAUGAUGAUGAUGAUGAGGAAGGAGAUGGAGCUUUUGAGCCGUCAGGAUCAGAAUUUGAGGAGAGCGAGUCAGACAGUGAAUACAGCGAAGACUCUGAGGCAGCAUCAGAAAGUGACUACUCAGAGGAGCUUGGAAGCAGCGAAGAGAGCGGAAAAGACUGGGAUGAGCUGGAGGAAGAAGCAGCCGCAGCCGAUCGACGGAAGGACCUUAACAUGGACGAAACCCCCGCCACCACCACGUCUAAGAGCAGUAAGCGUGCACCUCCACCGCCCCCGAAGAGGAAGCGAUCGCGCUCGCGCGGUGGAAGGCCCUCGCCUGCCAAGAAAUCAAGACGUCGCUGAGAAUACAAUCACGGCAUCGCUGAGAAUACAAUCACGGCUAGAAAGCAAGCAUCACAUGUCCACAUUACUGUCCAGGGACCCGUUUCACAAAGCCCUUUAUCAAUGACAAAUGACAAAAAUUAGUGACAAACCUGUUGAUAACCAAUCAGAAGCAAGGAUUUCAGUAGCUUAUAACAAAAAUUGUCAUUUGUCACUGAUGGCAAAUUUUGUGAAACACCCCCCAGGUUGAACAUAUCGGUUUAGAAAUACAAGCCUCGUUAACACUCGAGUAAUUAAACCAAAGGAAGAAAAAAAACAGCGCUGCAAAAUAAAUAGCUUUUACGAGUAAGUGAAUGACAGGAGAGGAUACAAAAAUAAGUAGCUGCUUGCAACCAAGGCACUUAUGCAUACACUGAUCCAUGUGUCACAAUGUACAUGUUUUAAUGUGCACUAUGCUCAUGUCAUAUUAUUUUUCUGCAGCAUGUUUUUUUUAAACCCGGUUUAAAACAUGUGUGAAUGAAGCUAUAUAAAACUUCAUAUUGAGAGAGAAGAGACCAACAAAGAAAGUGCACAGGAGCUCUUGAAAGCUUCAAGAUUGCUCUGGUAAGUUGAACAAGAGAGCUGUGAUAUAACAACAAGAAAAUAUUUAAUCUCACUGUGAGAAAAUUGCACUUAUCCAACACAAAAUCCUUUAAAAAAAAGCUUCUGCGGACAAAUAAGUAUUUUUUAACUGGAAGAGACUGAGGACUGUCACUACGACAGGAGAGAUAUAACUCACAAAGAUAGACUUUAUUUGAAACAGCCUUACAAAUAUUAUUAUUUUCUCUGAAAUUGUGAUUUUAUUUGGGGAACCAGACUUGGCCCCUCACUCGGAGGCUUUGGCAAACGUUAAAGGUAUUUCUCCCUUUGUAAGCAAAAUCACAUUAUUCACACAUUUGGUCAUCCCCCCGCCCUAUUCUAAGACAUCUAGCCCCUACUGUGUGAGCCAUUCGAUUUUCACCUGGUUAUUAAAUGCUCAAAUUUCAUGUCCUGUUUUCUCAAAGAAAAAUACUUUGUUGUAAGUUCUUGUGUGACAGAAAAGUCAAAUUUGGCUUGUUGAAGGAUGUCUUUGAUGUCCAAAUUCAUGUUUUUGUAUAUAGAUGUUUUACCUUUGAAUAAAUACAAUAUAACCAUGUUUUUUCUAGCACUGAUUUCAUCUAUGUUUGUAAAAGAAAUUUGAUCUUAUAUACAUUCAGCAGAGCUCACUUUCAUAUGAUGUUCCGCAUCUAGGUGAAAUUAUUUAUGCAGAUUAUUCUUCAAGAAGACAAAAGCUGUGAGCUGUACAUAAUAUCGUAGAUUGCCGAGAAUUUUGUAUGACGAAAAAUUCAUUUUUUCAUGUAAUAUUUGAAUUUGUAAUGUUUGUGUUUGUCAAAAAAACAUGAGUUUAGUGUAUUAGUGUAAAAAACAUUGUAUUGGUCAUUGUGUUGUGUAAUUCAUAUAUUUUCAUGUACAUGGUACUUGAGAUAUUGUGUCCAAAUAAAUGUAGAUUUUGAGGACAAA
Strongylocentrotus purpuratus (purple sea urchin) is the source of this 4797-nucleotide messenger RNA. RefSeq names its product FACT complex subunit SPT16 (gene supt16h). Gene Ontology annotation, biological process: transcription elongation by RNA polymerase II; positive regulation of transcription elongation by RNA polymerase II. Bases 124 to 3279 code for a protein of 1051 amino acids. Gene Ontology annotation, cellular component: FACT complex. Lineage: Eukaryota; Metazoa; Echinodermata; Echinoidea; Camarodonta; Strongylocentrotidae. The transcript is spliced from 23 exons. Gene Ontology annotation, molecular function: nucleosome binding. The record is from RefSeq and is a predicted model, not a curated record.